AUGAAUGCAGACAUUGGGUGGAGUUUUGUACAGCUGGAAGAGGCACAGUGUCUGGAGAAGGGAGCUCGGUCCCGGUGUUACGAGUCCUCGCCGGGAGAGGCGCGAGAUGGAGAAGGCGUGCGGGGGUUGUCCCCAUCUCAUGCUCCCGGUGUCCGGAGUGUCUGCACUCGGUGUCUCUGGUCUGUGGAAAACCUCCGGCUGUGGACUUCGCGGGAAGAGUCACCCCCUCGAGAUCGGGAGGACUGCAGUGGAGAGCAGAGCCACUGGGACGCCUCACACUGUGACCCCCGGGAUCGCGUGCUGUCCGCGGUGGCUCAGUGGGAGACCGAGCCCGGAGAGCUUCAGGUUUCCUCUUCUUGCUCUCCUUCCAGAGAGGGACCCUUUCGGAUCGGGGAGCUUAUUUUAGGUCAGACGGGGGAAAGACACGCGCGAUUUAAGAAAUGAUUUCGGCUGUGCAACGUCGGACACUUUGACACAUUCAGCGAGAUCGUGGGCAAGUUCCCCGGACAGAUCCCGACGAGUUCCUCUGGUAAGAGUUUUCUGCUGCAGAGACCAGCUUUGGGGGAAUAUGUAUUAUUGAUGAAAAGAGGGCUUACCGUAAUGUAUCCAGAGGUGAUAAAGGAUGUACUGAUGAUGGACAUCAGCCCAGGGGACACUGUUUUGGAAGCAGACUCAGGCUGUGGUGCAGUGAGCUUAUUUUUAUCCAAAGCAGGUAAGAUUGGCGUUAAAAUGAUCAUUUUUGUAACUGGAAAUGUAGUUAACUUAGACUACACAGUUAUUGUUUUGAUAGAAAUAAACAUUUUUCACUUUUCCGAAAGCAUCACACAGGUUAUUGAACUUUUGGAUGGGAUUCGCACCUGUGAACUUGCUCUCUCAUGUGAACAGAAAAGUGAGGUCAGAGAUUGGCUGCUUUGCCUUACAAAACGGAGAAGUGGCAUUCUGCUUUCCAAAAGUCAGACUAAAAUCAACACAAAUUUACAAUUACAUUCUCUCAAGGAAAUUGGAGUUGGAAACAAAGUAUUUCAAGAGGAGAACCAUGUUGAGCUUCAGUUUUAUUUUAUGCUUGUUUCUGAUAGUAAGUAUUGUAGAUUCUUAAGUAUAUUGACCAACACAUUCACACACUAAUACACUCACAUAACUAUCAGAUACUCUUCAGAGAUUUUUUUGGUACAGAAACUGAAAUGUAGUGUUUUUCUAUUCUGUUAAAUUAAUUGCAAAAUAUAAGUCCUAAAGUGUUGCUGGAGUUCUUCCAAGAAGCAAGUUUAGGUCCUUGUAUGUGUAUAUUAUUUAGGCCAUGAAAAGGGUUUCAGAUAUAUUGAUUUAUGAACAGGCUUAUCCAUUUGGUUAUAAGCUUGUCUGUAAGGUUACUAUGUGAGCACUGGCAAAUGUUUCUGUAUAUUGACUAGCAACAUGGCUCCAAAACAAUGCAAAAAAAAAAAAAAUAAAGAAGAAGAAGAAGAAGAAGAAGAA
Messenger RNA from Peromyscus eremicus (cactus mouse), 1470 nucleotides. It is a transcript of the gene Trmt61b, whose product is annotated as tRNA methyltransferase 61B. The record is from RefSeq and is a predicted model, not a curated record. Gene Ontology annotation, cellular component: tRNA (m1A) methyltransferase complex. Lineage: Eukaryota; Metazoa; Chordata; Mammalia; Rodentia; Cricetidae. Gene Ontology annotation, biological process: tRNA methylation.